GCAAGAAAUACAACCAAAACUCCCAUUGAUCACCUUCUUCACUCGAGGCUUCCUUGAUCUUCAAAAUGUCGUCACCCAAGUUGGUUUAUCUCGCCUUAGCUCUAACCGUAGCCCUUUCGCUGCAACCCACCAGCUAUGGAGCAGAACCUCUGCUUCAUCGCUGCGCAGGCUCAUCAAACUACACCUCCACCAGCUUCAAUCUCCAGCGCGUUCUGUUAUCCCUGAACAUAAAGACUGCAGCCACUGGAUUCAGCAUGAGCAGUGCCGGAAAGAAUUCAGACCGCGUGAGCGGUCUUUCUCUCUGCAGGGGUGCUGUUUCUGGCAGUGACUGCCGGACCUGCGUCAAAGAUGCCUCCAUUGCUAUCCAGCAGCGUUGUCCCAAUCAAAAGCAGGGAAUCAUAUGGUAUGAUAAUUGCAUGCUGCGCUACUCGGAUUUACAAUUCUUCGGUAAGAUCGACUCAGAGAACAGGUUCUUUAUAUGCAACACCCAGAACGUGAGCAAUCCGGAAGUAUUCAACAAGAGAGAGGGAGAACUAAUGUCUGCCCUGUCAAGAGGUGCAUCAACUAGCCCCUUAUACUAUGCAGUCGGCGUGAUUGAAUCUGGAGAAGGAUCAAAUAUCUAUGGGCUGGCUGAAUGCACCAGAGAUCUGUCUAGCGCAGAUUGCAAGACUUGUCUUGAUAACGCAAUUGCUAGCCUUCCAAGCUUCUGUGGUGGGAAGAAAGGAGGAAGGUCCGUUUCUGGAAGUUGCAGUCUUCGAUAUGAGAUUUAUCCCUUCUUCAAGCAGUAGAAACCGGUUUCAUUGUAAAGGCGUACCAACAAAACAAGGAAACAAACAAAUACGACCAUAUUUUUAAAAAAUUGAAAUGCUAGUUCAAGCGAUCU
Nymphaea colorata (pocket water lily) is the source of this 883-nucleotide messenger RNA. Its product is annotated as cysteine-rich repeat secretory protein 38-like. Lineage: Eukaryota; Viridiplantae; Streptophyta; Magnoliopsida; Nymphaeales; Nymphaeaceae. The transcript has a single exon. Bases 66 to 788 code for a protein of 240 amino acids. The record is from RefSeq and is a predicted model, not a curated record.